GAAAAAAGAGACAGGGUGAGAGGAAAGGAAGAAAGAGAGAGAAAAGGAGACAGGGUGAGAGGAAAGGAAGAAAGAGAGAGAAAAGGAGACAGGGUGAGAGGAAAGAAAGUGUUUAUAAUGGUUGUAGGAUUUCCUUGCUAUCAUUUCUAGAUUCCAGUUGGCCACACGAAGUAAUCAAGUCUCUCUCUGCCGUUUUGUAUGUUUUAAAAUUGAACACUUAAUACUGUCACUAUUUCUGACACCUUUUUUGGUUGACUUGAUUAAUUAAAACUAAUAGUUUUAAUUAAUUGAAUAUCUCCAAUAAUUACUGUGAAACCACCCCCCCACAACACAUUUCAAUUAAACUAAAUUUCCCCCAAAAUGGGAGCACGUACUUCGAGGUUACUUCAACAUGAAGAAAUAGAAGAAAUUUCAUCAGAAACUGGUUUUUCAGCCAAUCAGAUCUCAAGGUUAUACAGCAGAUUUACCAACCUUGACAAAAACAACAAUGGUGUUCUUUGCCGUGAAGAUUUUCUUCGGAUUCCUGAACUUGCCAUAAACCCACUUGGAGACAGGAUUGUACACUCGUUCUUUCAGGAAAGUAAUGAAGAGACGGUGAACUUUCGACAGUUUAUGCGUGUUUUGGCCCGAUUCCGGCCAACAAAGACAAAACUGGAGAGAAACAAACUCAACUCCAGGGAAGAAAAGUUAAGAUUUGCAUUCAAAAUGUAUGAUUUGGAUGGUGACAGCAAGAUUUCCCGAGAAGAACUUUUGGCAGUGUUGCAUAUGAUGGUAGGAACUAACAUUUCAGAAGAUCAGCUGGAAAGUAUUGCUGACAGAACAAUUGCUGAGGCUGACACUGAUGGAGAUAGACACAUCUCUUUUUCAGAAUUUCAAACCGUGAUGGAAUUAGUUGAUGUUGAACAGAAGAUGAGUAUCCGAUUCCUGCACUGACCAAAGCCAUGAAAUCUCUUUUCACUGUUGUCAGCGCCAUCUUCUGGUCUAUGUUUUAGUUAAUUGUUCAGCUUCUGGUGAUGGGUGUUGUAGAGUAGACAUCACUUCAUCAAUUCACAUGACUGUCUUUUAAGUAAGGCAUCAUUGUCACCAAAUCCUCCCCUCCAUAAGCUUCAGGGUUUGUGUCUGUCAGAAAGCAUUGUUGUUGUUGUUAGUGUGGUAGAGUGGCAAACAGGUUCAUCCCGCUAUUCUAAUUUCAAUUCUUGCUCGUUUAUUUGACAUUUUCUGUCUCUGAGAGGCAAUAAGUACCAAUAAUAUACUGAGUUCAAUUCCAUUAACUACAAUCCACACCUGUAAAUUUCUCGCCUUACACCUGUGGAAGAAAUUACAACUAUUACUACUACUGUUACUACUAUAUUGCACAGUACGGAUAUAAAAAUACUGCAAGCCUUAGCAUGUGGUCUUCCUGUUUCAAGGGCAGAUUUUUGGACUGUUCACAUGUCUCGCUUAACGUCCAACCAUUCUAAGUAGUAUGAUUGUCUGCAUGAGAGAUUGAACCUUGCACUAUUUUCUAAUGGCUCUUUAUGUUAUUGGUUCAAAUCCUGCCAGGGUCAACUUUGGUACUUUAUUUCAUCAACCCCAAAAGAGUGUAAGACAGGCAAGAAGCAGUAUUGGUGCCAUUUAAUUAACUUCCUCUCUACAAAAUAGCUCACCUUCUGCCAAAAUUAGCAACUUUUUUUUUUUUUUUUUU
Octopus bimaculoides (California two-spot octopus) is the source of this 1684-nucleotide messenger RNA. Its product is annotated as calcineurin B homologous protein 1. Lineage: Eukaryota; Metazoa; Mollusca; Cephalopoda; Octopoda; Octopodidae. Gene Ontology annotation, molecular function: calcium ion binding. The record is from RefSeq and is a predicted model, not a curated record.